Molecule: messenger RNA, 4235 nt
Organism: Coregonus sp. 'balchen'
Lineage: Eukaryota; Metazoa; Chordata; Actinopteri; Salmoniformes; Salmonidae
Source: the annotation of a GenBank genome assembly
AUGGAUCCUGAGGUCUCUGUGCUGUUGCACUGCACUGCCUGGGGAGGUCUCCUGGAACCACAGAUGCAGGUGGAGCUUUAUGCCAGGUAACUUCAUAAUACAUUACAAUCGAUAGACUACUUAUAACAACCAACUGACUGUAAAACCAGUUAUCAAACAUAAUGGCUCUUUUGUCCUCCCUCCCUCCCUCCCUCCCUCCCUCCCUCCCUCCCUCCCUCCCUCCCUCCCUCCCUCUCUCCCUAUCGCUCUCUCUCUCUCUUUCUAUCCAUCCGUCAGACGUAGACAGCACUGGAACGUCACAUUGAGGAGGUGUGGAUAGAGAGGGUGACCAGGGAGCCAUGGCUUUUCAAUGGGGCCAAAUUCAGCCUGCACUCUUUCAGUCUGGCCUCCCCCCAGCCCUCCUGACCACCUACACCCCAGCCUCCCUGCAUGAAUGGAGCAGGAGACAGAGAUGGAAGGCAAUGUAGCAUUCAGAAGGAAGAAGAGGGCUUACACAAGACAAGGGGGACGCCGACUCUGGAAGAGCAGAGGUGCUCAGACACCAAAGUGAUCAAAUAGACAAAGUCAUAGGCGACGACAGCAUAAUGACAUUGAUUUGAGUAGCUAUAAGCAGAGGGAGGGGAACCUCAGAGACUCACAAACCUCCACCCCAGGGUGCAGAAACCGAGAUCCUGCUGUGGGCAGCAGAAGCUCAACCCUGCCCACAGAGAGAUGUGGGUGGGAAGGGUGAGAGGCCCACUCCCAUCCUGAACCUGAGGUUGGGCCUGACCUACUAUAGGGACUUCCUGGGCACCAACUGGUCUCAGAGAGCUAUGCCAGUGUCGGGAGGUGGAGUUUGGGGAUCCUCUGGCGCUAUUGGCUCAGCCAGUGGCGGGGGCAUCCCUGGGGGGCACCCUGAACCAAAGGUGAGACACGUGGAGAACGAGGGUGAAAGUUACUUAUGACAACUUACUGAUGAUAUCUCCUCCCCCUUUCCCCCAGCCUGUGUUUGAAGGCCUUGACGAAGAGGACAGGAUCAGGGUGGAGAUGCUGCAGCGGCGGGACGAGGCUGUUGAGACAGACAGGAGGCAGUUGAGACAGACAGGAGGCUGUUGAGACAGACAGGAGGCAGAUGAGACAGACAGGAGGCUGUUGAGACAGACAGGAGGCAGAUGUGACAGACAGGGGGCUGUUGAGACAGACAGGAGGCAGAUGAGACACACAGGAGGCAGAUGACACAGACAGGAGGCAGAUGAGACAGACAGGAGGCAGAUGAGACAGACAGGAGGCAGUUGAGACAGACAGGAGGCAGAUGAGACAGACAGGAGGCAGUUGAGACAGACAGGAGGCAGAUAAGACAGAGAGGGGGCUGUUGAGACAGACAGGAGGCAGAUGAGACAGACAGGAGGCAUAUGAGACAGACAGGAGGCUGUUGAGACAGACAGGAGGCAGAUGAGACAGACAGGAGGCUGUUGAGACAGACAGGAGGCAGAUGAGACAGACAGGAGGCAGAUGAGACAGACAGGAGGCUGUUGAGACAGACAGGAGGCUGUUGAGACAGACAGGAGGCAGAUGAGACAGACAGGAGGCUGUUGAGAUAGACAGGAGGCAGAUGAGACAGACAGGAGGCAGAUGAGACAGACAGGAGGCUGUUGAGACAGACAGGAGGCAGAUGAGACAGACAGGAGGCUGUUGAGACAGACAGGAGGCAGAUGAGACAGACAGGAGGCAGAUGAGACAGACAGGAGGCUGUUGAGACAGACAGGAGGCAGAUGAGACAGACAGGAGGCAGAUGAGACAGACAGGAGGCUGUUGAGACAGACAGGAGGCAGAUGAGACAGACAGGAGGCUGUUGAGACAGACAGGAGGCUGUUGAGACAGACAGGAGGCAGAUGAGACACACAGGAGGCAGAUGACACAGACAGGAGGCAGAUGAGACAGACAGGAGGCAGAUGAGACAGACAGGAGGCAGUUGAGACAGACAGGAGGCAGAUGAGACAGACAGGAGGCAGUUGAGACAGACAGGAGGCAGAUAAGACAGAGAGGGGGCUGUUGAGACAGACAGGAGGCAGAUGAGACAGACAGGAGGCAUAUGAGACAGACAGGAGGCUGUUGAGACAGACAGGAGGCAGAUGAGACAGACAGGAGGCUGUUGAGACAGACAGGAGGCAGAUGAGACAGACAGGAGGCAGAUGAGACAGACAGGAGGCUGUUGAGACAGACAGGAGGCUGUUGAGACAGACAGGAGGCAGAUGAGACAGACAGGAGGCUGUUGAGAUAGACAGGAGGCAGAUGAGACAGACAGGAGGCAGAUGAGACAGACAGGAGGCUGUUGAGACAGACAGGAGGCAGAUGAGACAGACAGGAGGCUGUUGAGACAGACAGGAGGCAGAUGAGACAGACAGGAGGCAGAUGAGACAGACAGGAGGCUGUUGAGACAGACAGGAGGCUGUUGAGACAGACAGGAGGCAGAUGAGACAGACAGGAGGCAGAUGAGACAGACAGGAGGCAGAUGAGACAGACAGGAGGCAGAUGAGACAGACAGGAGGCUGUUGAGACAGACAGGAGGCUGUUGAGACAAAGAAACAGCUGCUGGUCAUAUGAGACUGAGUGGUCAAGGACAGUCCGUCUCUGUUUAUGUCUCCUUUCUUUCUUGAGCUCUCUCUCCCACAUCUUUCUUUCUCUCUUCGUCCCUCUCUCCAUCUCUAAUUUUCUUUCUCCAUCUCUUUCAUUAAGUUAGUCAUAAUUUUACGAUCAUUACGACCUCACCCUCUCUCUGUCUAUCUGCAGGUAAAUGUUCCUGUGUUCUCUGGGUGAGCCGGUAAUGAUGGGCAUUGCUCUGAAUCUCACCAGUGCAGGCAGACCCAGCACAAGGUUCUACAUCAGCUACUCACACAGGAAGUGACAUCAUAGAAAAGAGCCCUUCAUUAUCAGGUCCAUGUUUGGUAACUGACCACAAAAUGACAUGCAGUAUUAUGAAAUCCAAUGCUAUGUGUCUGUAUCCAGUUGUUCGUUGAUUUCCACAGAAGUUUGAGCGAUUUACCGGCAGGGGGGCGUCGAGGCCCAGGAGUCUACAGAUAUCGUGUUGUUGAGCCAAAUGGUAAGGAGUGCCACAACACAGUUACCCAAUACAGCAUUACAGUGUAGUGACCAAGCACGUUCAAAAUGUGACAUUGCCGGUAUCUGUGAACCGUAAUCUGUGCAUAAAGAAAUAUCCAAUAACAUAUUUCGUCAUUGAAACAUAGAUAUCGAACAAUGUCAUCCAUGUAAUGUGUAAUGAAUCUUUGAAUGCGUGUCUUGUGAUUUGAAGGAGGUGCUGUGGUCGUAGUUGUGUCCUUCAGCCAAAGGUGCAGUGCUGCUCUAUCAACUAGUGCUGCCUGACCAAGAAGACAGACGCAAUCGAUCACAGACUCCAGCUACCUCACCGGAUAAAAAUUCCAGAUGAUGAAAUGAAUACAAUAGACAUUUUCUUCAAAGAAAAAGCAGCGAUUUAAUGCUGUUGUUGUUGCUUUAAGAGACAAUACUGUUGAAGUUUAAGCCCGCUGCUAUGAAAAUGUCUACGUAAACAUUCCCUGAUAUAAAGCUCCAGCAGUAUUACAAGAAUUCAAGGAUUACCAACAAACAAACAAAAUAACUCUGUACAAACAUUGUUUGAUGUUUGACCCUUAGGCACCUGGUGGAGGCACAAUAUUACCCAACUUUGCAUAAAAAUGCUGUAAGAUAAAGUAAGAAAUUAUAACUACAUUUAUAAUAAAUAUUUUAUAAAACCACUUGAUGAUUUUGCCCCUCUCUUAAGGCAUUUAACAGUAACCCAGGUAACUGUCGUAAACGUAGUUCCUGUUGCCGUAGUUGCCCUGGUCUUGGUAACCCUGAUUCUUGUUGCCAUAGUAGCCUUUGUCUUGGUAACCCUGAUUCUUCACUGUAUAGGCUUGCACAGUAUGUUACUCCAUUAAACUUAAUCUGUGUGCAAAUUAUGCAACUCAGAACAACUCAAUGAUUUAUAUGCUGCUACUCUAUAGACGUUUUUGAAUUGUGUGAAUACUUACGAAAUUAUCCUAAAAAAGGUAAUUGCUCAUUGUUUAUAUUCUGUAUUGUAUUUCUCUGACCUUUGACCUUGUGGAGAUCUGUUUCAGGGAUCUCCUCCCCCUCUUCCUCCCUGUUGCUCCUGCAGACGCUUCUUCCACUCCUCUGUGGAGGGGAAUACCACAACCACCCUGCGCCUGAAACCACCGAACCACAGCAGCCUCUGGCGCUGA